Sinocyclocheilus anshuiensis is the source of this 1597-nucleotide messenger RNA. Its product is annotated as electron transfer flavoprotein-ubiquinone oxidoreductase, mitochondrial-like. The transcript has 11 exons. Lineage: Eukaryota; Metazoa; Chordata; Actinopteri; Cypriniformes; Cyprinidae. Gene Ontology annotation, molecular function: iron-sulfur cluster binding; electron-transferring-flavoprotein dehydrogenase activity. Bases 5 to 1480 code for a protein of 491 amino acids. Gene Ontology annotation, cellular component: mitochondrial inner membrane. The record is from RefSeq and is a predicted model, not a curated record. Gene Ontology annotation, biological process: electron transport chain.
GGAAAUGGAACGCUUCGCUGAUGAGGCAGACGUUGUCAUUGUUGGUGGCGGACCAGCCUGCCUGUCAGCAGCCAUCCGGCUGAAGCAGCUGGCCAAUCGGCAUGAGAAGGAGCUGCGGGUUUGUGUGGUGGAGAAGGCAUCUCAGAUCGGAGCUCACACGUUAUCUGGAGCCUGUCUAGAGGCUACUGCUCUCAAUGAGCUUAUUCCAGACUGGAAGGAGAGAGGGGCUCCACUGAACACUCCAGUUACAGAGGACAAGUUUUCCAUUUUGACAGAAAAAUACCGCAUUCCCGUUCCAAUAUUGCCUGGACUUCCAAUGAAUAACCAUGGAAAUUACCUAGUUCGUCUGGGCAAUUUUGUACGCUGGCUUGGUGAGCAGGCAGAGGAGCUGGGAGUGGAGCUGUAUCCAGGCUACGCUGCAGCUGAGGUGCUGUUUCAUGAGGAUGGAAGUGUGAAGGGAAUUGCAACCAAUGAUGUUGGUAUUGGUAAAGAUGGCUCUCCAAAGGAUGUGUUUGAAAGAGGCAUGGAGCUCCACGCUAAGGUCACUCUGUUUGGGGAAGGCUGCCACGGACAUCUGGCCAAGCAACUCUACAAGCAGUUCAAUCUCAGGGAGAACUGUGAACCGCAGACGUAUGCUAUCGGUCUCAAAGAGCUUUGGGUUAUUGAUGAGAAGAAGUGGCGCCCAGGACGGGCAGAGCACUCGGUUGGCUGGCCUCUGAACAGGAACACAUACGGAGGCUCCUUCCUGUACCACCUCAAUGAGGGAGAACCACUGGUGGCCCUGGGAUUUGUUGUAGGUUUGGACUAUACUAAUCCUUACCUGAGCCCGUUCAGGGAAUUCCAGCGUUGGAAACAUCACCCCUCUUUAAUGUCUACCCUGGAGGGUGGCAACAGGAUAGCAUAUGGAGCCAGAGCCCUCAACGAAGGAGGUUUCCAGUCGAUUCCUAAACUGACGUUCCCAGGCGGCAUGCUGAUAGGGUGUAGUCCGGGCUUCAUGAACGUGCCCAAGAUCAAAGGCACACACACAGCCAUGAAGAGUGGCAUGUUGGCAGCCGAGACUGCCUUCAACAGAAUCACAGAUGAGAAUCUGCAGUCAGAAACAGCAGGUCUCUAUAUUCCUGAAUAUGAGGAAGCUUUGGAAAAGACCUGGAUCUGGAAGGAGUUGUAUGCUGUGAGGAACAUCAGACCAUCUUUCCAUAACUACUUUGGGCUCUACGGAGGGAUGUUGUACACUGGAAUAUUCUACUGGUUUUUGAGAGGAAAAGAACCAUGGACUCUGAAACAUAAUGGUCUGGACUCUGCUCAGCUGAAGCCAGCUAAGGACUGUGCACCCAUCGAGUAUCCGAAGCCUGAUGGGAAGAUCAGCUUUGAUCUGUUGUCAUCUGUAGCCUUGAGCGGGACCAAUCAUGAGCAUGACCAGCUGCCCCAUCUGACGCUGAAAGAUGACAGUGUUCCUGUGGCCCAAAACCUUGCAGUUUAAGACGGCCCAGAGCAGAGGUUCUGUCCUGCUGGUGUAUACGAGUAUGUUCCUCUAGAGACAGGCGAUGGCAUGAGAUUACAGAUCAACGCACAGAACUGUGUCCACUGUAAGACCUGU